This is a messenger RNA of Effrenium voratum, 4608 nucleotides long. Lineage: Eukaryota; Dinophyceae; Suessiales; Symbiodiniaceae. The record is from the annotation of a GenBank genome assembly.
UUGUGGAUUUGCCAUUUCUGACGCAUGGCGUUUGGAUAAAGCACAUCGUAUGUGCCAAGGACCAGGUGGUCCUGAUCCCAGACCUGCAGAACUCAAGGUGAUGCCAACACGGAGUUCUCCGUCGCCGCGGAAGAAGAAGCGAUCUUCUUCGCGCGAGGUCAAGGCCAAAAGGAAAAAUGCAUCCAGGUCAAGAUCGCGUGAUGACCGUAAGAGGAAGGCCAGAUCCCGAUCUCGCUCGCGUCGUUCCAAAGAUCGUGAACGAUCGCGUGGAAGGGACAAGCGCCGCCGGCGAGAUUCCUCCGACAGUCGCCGAAGAAGAGAUGGCAACGGGCGCAGGCGCCAGCGUGUGACCAGUUCUAGCUCACUUCCAGUUCGGCGGCGGUCGCCCGAGCGCAGGCGAAGUGAGCGACGCGAUCGAGGCCGUAAGGCCAGAAAGGACAAGGACUCAAGUUCAGACGAUAAGAAAAGGAAAAAGGAGCAGAAGGAUGGAAACUUUGACAACGAAGUCAUCGAUGUUCGUGCUGGAACCGACAAGGCCAAUGGAGAGAAGGAGGCAUCAAAGUUCAGCCCAAUCGAGGCUCAUCAGCUCCCCUUGGCAAAUCCGUACCCGAAGGGAUCGGCUGAAGCGACUCGUCUGGACGCCGCUCGCUUGGAGGUGGCUCGGCUGAAAGCCAUGGGUAAGAUGCCAUCGCCAAGCCUUAUGAAGGAGGUCGCUGCUGGAGCCAAAGCUGCUGCCAUCAGUGGCACUGCCGCACCUCGGGCAAAGAAGGCGGCGCCUGCCCCAUGGAUGGCGGUGCGAGCAGUUUUCGCUGGCAAGGAUGGCGAUGGUUCCAAAGCUUCAGAACCGGCAACGCCAACCAGCCAGAUAGAUGCAAAAGAAGGUACCAAGAUUAUCAAGAAGUUGGGCAGCUCGGAACUGUCAGAGCUCUCAAAGAGCAUCGCGGGGGAGCGCAACAAGCUGCGCCUUUUUGUGGUGAAGGCGAAAUCUGACUUUGAGGAGAGUAAGGAAAAGGCCAAGGCCACGCACCAGACGGUCCAGAUAGGUGAGACGGACGAGAAUGAGUACUACUCCGCUUCAGUGGGAGAGGAGUUGGCCGGCCGCUACAAGGUAGAGGCAGCAAUCGGCCGAGGGGUUUUCUCCAGCGUCUAUCACUGUAAGGGUAUGAAGGACGGCAAAGACUUCGCUGUCAAGCUCAUCAGAGCCAAUGCCAUGAUGCGGAGAGCUGCUGACAAGGAGGUGGAGAUGUACAAGCGCUUGGAGAAGGUCUCCGCGGAGGACGAGGGCUUCAAGCACAUCAUCACCCUGAUAGAUGUGCAGACCUUUGAGCACUGCGGGCAUUUGAGUCUGGUGUUUGACCUCUUAAAGUGCGACAUGCGCUUCGCCCUGCAAAAGUACGGCAUGGGCGGCGGUCUGCCUUUGCCUACCUUGCAGCAGUACGUGAGGCAAGUCUUUCUUGGGCUGCGAGCUUUGCGCACAGCCAAGGUGAUGCAUGCUGAUCUCAAGCCAGACAACAUCUUGAUGACGUUGAGCAAGGCUGAGAUCAAAAUAUGCGACUUCGGCAGCGCUAUGGACGCAUCCGAGCAGGUAAAGACGGCGUACUUGCAGCCUCGAUACUAUCGCGCUCCGGAUAUCAUGCUCGGAGUACCCUAUGACAUGGGGAUUGACAUGUGGAGCGCAGGCACCACGGUUUACGAGCUGUCCACGGGGAAGAUCCUCUUCACAGGGAAGACCAACAACCAGAUGAUGAGCAAAAUGAUCACCGUCAUGGGCAAGUUCCCAGAGAGGAUGCGGACCGUGGGCGAGUUUGCCAGGAAGCACUUCAACCAGAAUGGUGACUUCAUGAGCCAGGAUCCAGACUCCAUCACAGGGCUUCCAGAUGUGAUUCAACUGUCCAAGCCAACGAGAACAGUGCUGAACUUGCUUCAGGCGGAGCUGAAGCAUCCCAACGCGGGGGUGGAGCGCAAAGACCACGAGAAGUGGGUCGUGCAGCUGGCGGAGCUGGUCAGCAAGUGUUGCCAGCUUGAUCCGGAGGACAGGAUCAAGCCUGCAGAGGCGUUGGAGCUGUCCUUCUUCAAGCCCCAAAGGGACUGAGACUCGCGAACGGAUCCUUCAUGCCUGCCCAGUUCAAGCUGGCCAUCCACCUGAAGGGCCAACUGUGCUUUCCUGAGCCGGCAGGGGGAGUGGGCUGCCACCGACAGGAUUUAUGUCCUUGCGCGGGUCCCGUGUUGAACUUUUGAAGGCACUUGGGGAAGAGCAGCCGCUCAGUACCAGAGUUAAGCUAAAGAUGCUUCCUUGAGGUGAUUUCCGUGUCGGAACGGGUUAGCAAGUUUCGGUGAGUGGGUGUAUGCAUGGAAACCACUGUUCCUCCCGUUUCCGUGCCCGAACAUGGCCGUGUCCGAGAGAGAGAGGGAGAGAGAGCUUCCGGCGCCCGGAGCUUCAAGCCGCUUCCUGAACUUGGGGAAGGCGGCGCAGUGGCCCGUUUCAGACGAGUGCCAGCACCUUGUGUUCGGGUGUGUUGUUUGAGCGGCCGCUCCUUUUUCUCAUUUGUCACUUCAGCGAUGUGGCAUGUGGAACAAGCAUGAGCCCCCAUUCUCUCUGGAGGGGAAGAGACUUGGCACUAGCGCAAAGCUAGGGCACACUGCCCAUCAUCGCGGAGUGCAAGAAGCUGACAUCUCUCAUGGAGCGGCACAAUGUUGCCAGUGCAGGACAGCUCGUGCUUUGGUGUGCUCAAGGAGCCUUUAAUUGCUCCAGGUUGACCAGAACUGAAUUCUGAGUAGGUUUGUUUAGCUGAGACAUAAGUGAACAGAUGCAGGCAAGGUAGGGCCUCUCGAUGUGCUUUUUGUGUUGAAGCGUGUCCCUUGGCCGUGAAGUGAGCAGUCCAGGCGCAAGGCCGGAUGUGGCUCUGCGCCGUGACGUGACUGACGCCUGUGACUUGCUCACCAGGCACCGUGGAAGGACCAAAAUGCCUUGUCGCCGUGCCCGGUUGGCCGACAACUGUCGCACAAUGCUUUGCUUCGGGGUGUGGCAUCUCCAGUGCCAAGGGCUUGAGAUUCCAAAGCAGAUUAAUAAAUAGGCCGGUAGGCCCUAUGAAGCCCCAAGUCUUUCACAUGUCCCGUGCCUUUUGUGUGCUUCAAGGCAGGGUGUCGCGGGCGACAAGGCCGGGCACAAACCAGCCAAGUGCGUUGCGAGUCUCGCCGCGCGCGUGAGUGCAAAUCCUCGAGGGACAAUGGGACUCGAUGUCCGGUGCCUUCCUGAGUGACUAGCGAAACCAAUUGGCCAUCAUCAACGAGGUUGUUGCAAUGAUAAGUCCAGUUGCCUGGAGCUGAUGGUGGGGUUAGCCCUACUCAACACCUACCCAGCAUUGCUUGUUCCAAAAAAUGUGAUAGAGAAGUUUCAGUCUAGCGUGCAAGCUCAGUUUUGCCAUGCAAAUUUAGAAGCAUUUGUUGGUCAUCAGGCAGGACAAACAAAACCAUUGUGGGCUUCCUUGCAAGAUUCAUGCCACGUUUCUUAAUGUCUCAAUCGUCCUGUUUGUGUUACUGGAACGUCCUAAUCAGCUGAAGAGAAGGAAGACAAACCAAGUUUUGUUGUCGCACAAGAGGGCACGCACUCGCAAGAGCAUACGGGCCUCCUUACCUUCAGCCGUCUGCGAAGAUCUUGUGAGCACGUCGACAAUUUCCUCGCUGGUGGUCGCCCAGAUGUGGCAUGGAAGGCCGACGGACGCGGGUGGCAAGUCAAUCUGUCAGAAUGUUUCUGUUCAGAAAGGCAAGCCGCGAAUGUGCAUAUGCCAGUGGCCGGAUCUCACAUACAACCGGCGGCCUUGUCAUAGCGCAAGCUGCGUUUUUGUUUUCAGGGUUUUCCCCUAAAUGCCUUCAACGGGCCCCAAGAGCCAGCGAGUGGACUGAAGCUCUUGCUGUGAACGUGUCGCCUGGAGAGGGUUCUGAUGGGUGCAGUUCAGGCAAGCCCUGCUUUUGUCCGAUCUUUCGGGGUAUUUGUGUCGGAUGCAGAGUGCAGUGUUUGCGUGGCUGUUUCUGUUUCGAUCUUCGAUUGUUUCUUGAUCCAGGUGCAGGUGAAUACCUGCUGAACGACGCCUCGAGCAAUUCUGUGCUGCUUCCAUCUAUGCCAUGGGUGCUCUCAAGUAUGGGGAUGGGCAGUUUCUUCGCUGGCUAAGAUAUAUUUGACAUGUUUGCAGCAUGUCAAGUAGAGCAGGUCUUUUAUAGAUCUACGCAUGUUGCAGAAAGCCAGACUGAUCCAGGCAGAACUCUCCAUUGCAAAGGCAUGGGCCGUGCCGUGGUCAACUUUAAGAUGGCUUGUGUGCCAUUGCAACGCGUGCGGUGCACACUGCCCACUCGGCUGUCUCGGCAUCCCCGCUUGCUUCUCGUCCUGGGGUUUGUUUGUUUUCAAGGUUCGAGAGUUGGAUUGGUCCAAGCGCCCGUGCACUUGCAACUCAUUGGUUCGUUCUUCUUUUCGGAAUUCGGAACAGUUCCCCACUGCCACAACACUGGGAUUGCUCACACCGAGGUGCCUUUGGGCUGUCGCAGCGCGCGACACAAAGAUGAGACGCGGGCCUGGGAUGGGUUUCGGGUUUGUGCACCAGCCUGUCUUGGACU